AUGUCGUUCAAUCCGGAUGCUUAUGGGUUUAUGGUUGCUUUUGCUGGGCGAAAUUAUGUUACAAGGUCUCUUCCUACUUUUGUUGCUAAUGGUACCUACACUGUUACCACCUUUACCCUUGUGCUUGAGUUCAACAAGGGCAGGCUGCAGAACUUGUACUGGAAAAAGGAUAGGUGCUCUAAAUGUUCAGGGAGCUCUGACUUUGUUUGCCUCAACAAUCAGAACUGCGCCUUCAAGACCUCGAGCUGCAAAAACCAUGGCGGCUCUGUGGACUGCAGCAUCAUAAUCCAGUUGGCAUUUUUCGGCACAAACAAGCACCUUUCGGUUCUUAACUCAUGGAGAUCGAUGUCUUCACAUUCGUGUAUAUACAAGUGGGUGGUGUCAAAAAGGCUGCCCAAGCAGUUGUCACUUUAG
Messenger RNA from Malus domestica (apple), 414 nucleotides. RefSeq lists its product as uncharacterized. The record is from RefSeq and is a predicted model, not a curated record. Gene Ontology annotation, cellular component: cytosol. Lineage: Eukaryota; Viridiplantae; Streptophyta; Magnoliopsida; Rosales; Rosaceae.